GUCCGUCGCGGCUGCACUUCCUGAAACCACCACCUCUUCUUUCUACCACGACAAACACAGCAAAUCAAAAUCGCCUUCUUUUCCGCAACCCCCGACAGCCUGUUCUUUGAUCAGUGCACUUGAGCUGUCAUGUCUCGUAUGUGGGAGGUUGAUCCGGAGACGAGGGCCAAGCUUCUCCAGAUCUCCAAAACAAACGGAAACGACAAAUGCUGCGAUUGCGGCGCUCCAUCGCCUCAAUGGGCCUCCCCCAAAUUCGGAACCUUCAUCUGCCUUAAUUGCGCCGGCACCCACCGUGGUCUAGGUGUACACAUAUCCUUCGUCCGCUCCAUCACCAUGGACGCUUUCAAGACGGCGGAGAUUAUGCGCAUGGAACAAGGUGGUAAUGAGCCCUGGAAAUCGUUCUUUGAUGGCCACGUAAUCACCCAGUCAGAGGGCCGCACCUUCGAAGACUCGACGAUCAAGGAGCGGUACGAAGGUGAGGUUGGGGAGGAAUGGAAGGAGCGGCUAUCGGCCAAGAUUGAAGGAAGAGAAUAUGUGCCGGGUCAAGCAUCCCAGCCAUCGCAACAACCAAAGAAGCAGCCGCAGCCGGAACUUUCGUCCCGGUCGAGUACUCCUCUCGCGCGCGGGGGGUCGCCCGCGUCCCAUGACGGGCUGGUCGACGGCGGUGGUGGUGGUGCUGCUGCCGGCGCCACCAAGAAGGAGCGCAACGAGGCGUAUUUCGCCAAGCUGGGAUCGGCGAAUGCUACCCGGAGUGAGUCCUUGCCGCCAUCGCAGGGCGGGAAGUUCACGGGAUUCGGAGGCGGGAUGCCGCCGGCCGCUUCGGCGGGAUCGGGGCGCGCAGCGGGCACUGGGCCCCUGCCUGGAUUUGAUGACUUCCAGAAGGACCCCAUGGCGGCGUUGACGAAGGGCUUCGGGUGGUUCACAACGACGGUGGGGAAGGGGGCGAAGACGGUGAAUGAGAGUUAUAUCCAGCCGACGGCUAAGACGAUAGCGGAAUCCGAUUUCGCAGCGCAGGCUCGCCUCCAGGCCUCUCAACUGGGACAGAAUCUGCAAACUGGUGCCCGCGGCGCAGCAGGUCACUUCCACCGCUUUGUGGAAGGGCAGGACGAGGCGGCCGCGGCGGCCGCUGCUCGGCGGGAACGGGGCCGGACUGGAGCCGAGCCGGAAAGAAAGGAAUUUUGGGAUUCGUUCUCUGGGCUGGGAGCGCAGGAUAGUCAUCGUCGGAAUACAUCGAGGUCGAGUGCGAUCGGUACGGCUGCGAUGAAGCCGGGUAGCGGUGUUGGGGCUACCGGGGUUGCUGGAUCAACUGCGACUACUUCUGCCUCUUCGGCUGCGUCUGGCACGGGCACAGGACGGAAGAGCCUAGAGGAUAACAGUGGGUGGGAUGACAAUUGGUGAGAGGUUUUUUAUUUGAUGAUCGGUAUUGAUGUAUUUACUCGGCUUGCAUAGUUAUAUAGUUCUAUAUAUACAU
Molecule: messenger RNA, 1471 nt
Organism: Aspergillus homomorphus CBS 101889
Lineage: Eukaryota; Fungi; Ascomycota; Eurotiomycetes; Eurotiales; Aspergillaceae
Product: GTPase-activating protein GCS1
Exons: 4
Coding region: 130-1398 (422 amino acids)
Biological process (GO): regulation of ARF protein signal transduction; regulation of endocytosis
Cellular component (GO): Golgi membrane
Molecular function (GO): GTPase activator activity
Source: RefSeq, a predicted model, not a curated record